CAGUGGUAUGUAUAGAUUUGGCCCCAGAACUGCAUCAGCAGAUCACACCAUACACAUACACAAUAUGAGGAAUUAACCCCCAUACCACAACUGCAAAGUGAGACAUCUGUGUCAUCGGCCCCUGAGUCUCAGUUUCGAGAUGUGAAAUCUGGCCAACUGACAGUUGAACCACAACACCAAACCAAAAAGUCUGCUGCACAGAUUUUUUGCAAAAUAAUAAAUCAGUACAUUGGAUCCCCGAUUAUCAGUCUCAAGGAAUGGAAGAAGCUCUUUCAGCCCUAUCACAGGACAUACAAGGAGAUAUAAAAAUGGUGGAGUUGACUCCAAGACCAUCACUUGAAGAUAUAAAAUCUGUGAACUUGGCCCCAUGUUCACAAAGCACCAGCUCUGAUAAGAUAGCCCCUGUACCAUUGCUUGAGGAUACAGAGACUCCAUUGGUAGAAGGUAGGAGUCUAAUUCCUGAGGCACUGGUGGAGAGUGUGGAAGUUGGUGAACUGAUCCCAAGCACACACUUUUAUGUAACAAAAUCUUUAGAAGCCACCCCCAAACCAAGUUAUCAUUUCCUAGAACCUAAAGGACUGACCCUACAGCAUCCAACCUCAGAAGCAAGGGUGACCUCUGAACCUUGCCGGCAGGUGGAAGAAUCUGCUCCGUUGCCACAAUCAUCAUUAGGGAUGACUCCAGCACCAUUGAGCCAGACCUCAGAAUCUGUGGAGAUGAGCUCACCACCACUCCAAGAUACUCUUGAACCUGGUUGUUCAAGUUGUAAAAGAGAUGGAAGAGACUCCAGAAUCAGGAAGUGCAAUUAAAGAUACUCUGGAUUUGCUACUAGAUUCAGAAGUGCAAACUAUGACCUCAGGAGUGAUGGCCCCAGAGCCACAGCCCCCAGAUGUGAAGUUUGUUCAGGUGCCUCCAGAACCGUGUGCAGAAGUUACUAACCCAUCGGAAAGAACUCUGAAACCAGAACAUGAAGACACAGAGACCUUCAGAUUGACAGUCUCUAAAGUCGAUGAUACCCAGGGAACUGUCAUAGACCUGUAUUCAGAAGUGAGAUCUCUGGAGUUUAGUCUAGAACCAGGAGUGCAAGGUGAGAAAUCAGAGUCCUUUGCCCAAAAUUUGGAGUCUGCAGAAGUAAUCACCGAACCACCCUUACAAGUUGUGGAACCUACAGGACUAACUGCAGGACCCAAACCACAUAUUAAAGAUGUGAUCCCAAGGCCACAGCUCCAAGAAGUAAAGUCUAGGCAAAUGGAUAGAGAAUCACAGUUGCAAAAUGAGAACUCUGUAAAUGUAAUACAACCGUCAUCUGCAGGAGAGGUAGAUCCUGAAAAGACAAAACCAGAGCCACGUCUACAAAGUUUAUCACCGAAGGAACGGAUUGAGGGAACACAAAUGUGAAAUCUGUGGAUUUAAAUCUAGGCCCACAGCAGCCAAGUGUCAAAUCAGAAUUAAUUUCAGGGCCAAAAUUGCAAAGUGUCCAGUUUCCAAUGUUAUAUCAAGGGCUACUUCUUCAAGGGGAAAACCCAGCAAAUUUCAUCUCAGGCCUCCCACAUUAUGGUGUGAAAUCUCAUGAUGAAAUUUCAUGUUUCCUGGGGCCAGAAACCACAUCAUCAGAUUUUAUCCUGGGGCCAAAGCUUCCAGAACCACAGCCACAACCACAACCACAACCUGGGAAGCCAGUAGACGUAAACAUAAGACCAUGCUUGCAACAUGUGAGAUUCUCUGAUGCGAUCCCAGAGCCCAAGCACCAAGAUUUCAAAUGUGUACAGUUCAUGCCAGGUGUUGAGCUUCAAGAUAGGAAGCCUCAGGGAUUGAUGCCAGAAUCGUUUUUGCCAUUAAGCCAAGAGACACAGGUUCAAGAUAAGAAGCUUGUGUUGCCUCCGGAAGUAUCAGAGUUUUGCAGCAUGAAACGUCCAAUCCCAGCCUCUGAACUACAACAUCCAAGAGUGAUAGCUAAGCAGGUCAAUCCAGGACUGUGGCACCAAGAUACCAAAUUUUCUGGGUUGGCUUCUAGGCCGAAACUAUCAGGGGUCAGAUUAGGGGAGCAAACUCCAGGAUCAUUGUCUCAUGGUAUGAGUCCUAUGACUCCAGAGUUAGGGAUACAUGAUCCCAAAUCAGCAAAGGCGACUCCAGGGCUACAAGACACAAGGCAGGUGAGUUUUAACUCGGGGCCAUGGCUGCAGGAUGUCAAAUUUUUUGAUGUAAUUCCAGGAACUCAACCUCAAGGUGUGAAGACUUCAGAGUUAAACUCAGGACCGCAGUUAGAGUGUGUAAAAAUAUUUGAGUUGACCACACAGCCAGAGAGGCAAGGAAUGAAGCCAGAGUUAAUAGUAAAAGAGCCACCCUUUAAAGAUAUAAAAUAUGUCACAAGGAAUCUAGUACCAAACUUUGAAGGCAAAAUGUCUUAUAAACUAGCAUCUGAACUACAGAUACCAAAAGCAGAAUCAAAGAAACUGACUCCUGGGAAACACUUAGCAGGUGUAGAUCAUUCUGAGUUGAUCAGAAGAACACAGGCACAAGGUGUAGAAUCUUCUACAUUGAUCCACAGACAACAUUUGGAACAUAUAAAACCUGUAGAGAAGAUCAUAGCCUCAAAGCAAGAAGAGUUAACGCCAGGGCCUCAUUUGGAAGACAGGAAAUCUAUGGAGUUAAGGUCAAAGUCAGAGCUGGGGAAAGUCAAAUCUAUGCUGUCAACCCCGGGGAUACAAGCAGGAGAUAAGGAACGUGAGGAGUUGCCUCUGGGCUCCAACUUGAAAGGUUUAAAAUAUGAGUUACCACCUUCAGGACCACAGUUAGAAGACAGGAAACCUGCAGUCUUAACUCUAGGACAAUGUCUAGAGAGGAUAAAAUCUACAGUGAUAUCCCCAAGUAGUUCCCAGUUAGAUGGUAUGAAAUCUGUAAAGCUGAUUCCAGGUUCAAGAAUUCAAGAUUUGAUAACUGUGGGGUUGGCCUGUUAUGCACGUGUUCAAGAUGUAAAUGCCAUGGGCUUAGAACUUGAACCAAAGAAGCAAGGGGAGAGUCCCGUGACUUUUGUACCAGGGAUGCUGUUUCAAGACAAGCCUAUGGAGGUGUUGCAAGGGCCUUAUCUACAAGAUGUAAAACCCAAGGAACUGACUUCACCGCCACAAACACAAGAUAGCAAACGUGUGAUUAUCUCAUGUCUGAAGCAGCAAAGUCUAAAACCUGUGAAUAGAGCCAAAACACAAGGGAUCCAAGGAGUAAAAUUCAUGGAUUUAGUCUCAACACAACAGUAUCAAGGGAGGGCACCCAUGGAUUUAACUCUUGAGCCCGGACAGGAUGACCACAUAAGCUCAACAGAGUGGAAAGGUGGGAUGUUCAGCCACCUGAACAAACAGUUGGAGUCGGAAGGUAUGUUGUCUGUGGGGUCAGAUCAAGAACCCAAACCUGCAGGUAGAAAACCCAUAGAGCUCACCUCUAAAGUACAAAGUAAAGAUGCACCCUCAUUUGAAUUGGCUCCUGAACCAGUUGUUCAUAAGGUAAAAGCUCAAGAGGGCCAAUAUGGGCCGCAGGUGCCGAGUAUGAGACCUUGUCCAUUGACGCCAGAAUCACAGGUGUACCAAGUGAAAGACUUGGAGCCAAUGUUAGAGCCACCGCUUCAAGAUGGGAGAACUGUGGCACUAAAUACAGAACCACAAAUUGGAGGUACAAAAUCUGUGCAGUGGAUUCCAGUAUCUGAGUUUCAAAGGGAGAAAUGUAUAGGGUCAAACUUUAGGUUACAGUCUCAGAGUGCCAGCCCUACAGAAUUGAAGCCGUCUACACAACGGAGAGGUGUGAGGUCAUCUGAGUUGACUGUCAGGUCAAAAAUUCAAGGAGAAAAAUCCGGAGAGUUUCAUCUUGAGUCACAGUUACAGCAAGUAAAAACCUCUGCGUUAGCACUAGGGCUGCAGAAAACUAAAACUUUGAACAAAACUUCUGAGCCACAGCCUCAAGGGAUCAAAACUGAUCAGCUAAACAAAGAGACACAGGUAGAAAGAUCCAUCCAGUGGACACCAAGACCUGAUAUGUAUGUGACAUUUUUACAAUUCAAUAGUUGUGUCACCAUCUCCAGGUGUCGAAUCUACAGAAGGGAAACCAUCCAUACAGCUGAGAGGUGGGAAGACAUCAGAGAUGGCUCUAGGGCCAAAACCUCAAGGAAAAAAAUCCGUGGAUUUUAACCUUGGGCCACAAGUACAGUGUGUGAAGACCCCUGAGUUGUCCCCAGGACCAGAGCUACAAGAAGGGGAAAACAUCACAUCAACCUCAGAGCUACAGUCUCAGUGUGUGAAAAGUGUGGCAUUACUUCAGGGACCACAGCUUGAAAAUACAAAAUCUGAUCUUUGGAUACCACUGUCUGACUAUCAAGUUAAUAGAUCUACACUGAAUCUUAGGUUACCACCUCAGGAUGUCACAGCUAAAGAGUUAAAACCCUCAGUACAACUAGAUGUGAAGACAUCCGAUCAGUUGACUACGAGGCUGAAGUCACAAGGUAAACAACCUUCAGGGUCAACCCAGGAACAUCAGUCUCAGAGGUCCAAAAGUAUUGAUUUUAACUCUGAGCAACAGUUUAGAAAUACGAAAGCAUGUGACCCAAACUUAAGGUCAAAAUCAAUAAUAUAAAAUUGAUAUUGAAACCCAGGUUUUGCUUAGAAGACAGGAGCUCUCCUGGAUUAAACCCUGGAAUACAGCCACAAGCAGUGAAUCCCUUAGUGUCAUCCCCAGGAACACAGCCUCAAACUGUGACACCUUCAGUGUUUAAACAAGAGUCACAGUCCUCAGAAGUGAAAUACGGAGCAAUAAGCCAAGGGCCACAAUCACAAAACAAUGUAGAGUUGAAAUGUGGAAAAUCUUCUGAGUUGGCACUUCAGACAAAGCCUCGAGGUAUGAAAUCUGAGAAGAGCUCCGGGUCCCAGUGGCAACGUGCAAAAUGUUCUGACUUGACACCUGAAACAGAGUCCCCAAAUAUGAAAUGUACUAAGUUAAGUUGCAGCUCACAGAUGAAAGGUAAACCAUGUAUUGAGUUAGCUACGGGUACCAAAACUCAACGUGUCAAACUAGGCUGUAAACCUGGGCCACAGUGGCAAGGUAUAAAAUCUAACUCAUUUCUGAGGACAAAGCCUCAAGAAAUGGAAAUGGAAGACUGGGAACCAGGCCCGCAGUUACAAGAUCUGAAAUCUUCAAGGACAAUCAUGGGUAUAAAGGUCCAUGAUGUCAUGUCUGUGGACUCUGGUCCUGGACCACACUUACAAGGUAUUACCUCUGAAGUCAUUACAGGGAAGAGGGUUCAUGGUAUGAAAUCUGUAGAAAUCAAACCUAGUUCAAAGUUACAAGGUAAGAAACAUGAUUUCACCCCAGGAAGAUGUUCUUAGGUACAAAAUCUGUAGAGCUGGACUCAGGCCCCCCUUUACAAGAUUUGAAAUAUCCUGAGCUGAUCAUGGGCAUGAAACUUCAAGGUGUGAACUCUAUGGGACAACAUGUCACAAGUAUAAAAUCUUCUGAGGUGGUAACACAGAUAAAAUCCCGAGGUGUAAAAGCAGUGGACCUCAAUUCUGGACCACAGACACAAAAUAAAAAGCCGUCUGAGUUGGCUCAAGGGAAAAGGCUCCUAGCUAAGGAGUCUGUAGAGUUUAAUCAAGGCCCAAAGUUACAAGGUGUGACAGUGGAGUCCAAGCCCCCAAAUGGGGAAUCAGGGAAGUUAAACUCAGGCCCUCAGUUACAAGAUGAGAAGUAUUCUCAGUCAAUUCUGGGGACAAAGCUUCAAUAUGGAAGAUCUAUGGAGGUCAGUCCUGGCCUAUGCUCACAGGGUAUGAAGUCUUCCGAAGUGAUUUCAGAGGACAAACUUCAAAAAGGGAAACCCGUAGGCUUUGUGUAUCAGCCACUGUGGCAAGAUGUAAAAUCUUUAAAAAUGACAUUUGGUAAGGCAGGGAACCUUUGCAGUUGGAAACCGCUCAUUUACAGGACAGGAAAUUAACUAUGUUAACACCAGAAUUACACCUUCAAGGUAUGAAACCUGAGUCAGUCAACUGUGCAUCAAAGUGGAAAGGUGUGAAAUCUGAGCCCACAUAUAUCUACACAAUGAAGGAUACAGGGAUCAAUCAUGGUUCAGAAUCACAGUUUGUGGGAUUCUCUAAGCAGGCCUGACUCAAAGGUUUAUAGAGUAGUGCCUUCUGAACUCAAUGCCAGAAACCAGAAGCGAGAUCGGAAGUCUCACAAAUUAAGUCAAAAGCAACAACUUCAAAAAAUAAAACAGAUAGCGUUCAGGGAUGAGCCACAUUUGCAGCAUAUCAAGUCAUCAGAAUUAUGUACAAUUCUGAAAUCUAUGGAAUUCAAUUCAGAGCAACCGUUGCAAGAUGUGAUGUCCUCUGAGUUGGGCCUGGGAACAAGUCCUCAGUCUUUAGAGGGCAACCCUGGGCCACAUUUGCAAGAGAUAAUACCUUUUGAGGGGCUCACAGAAACUAAGCUGCCAGAUGAGCUGUCUCUAAAAUUCAAGCAUAAGCCUAGACUGCAAGGUAGGGCAUCCUGUGGCCCGAGUGCAGGGCCACAGAUUCACUGUAAAAAUUUUAUGGCAUCCAACACCAGAACACAAAAUGUAGAAUUGUCUGAGUCGCACCCUGUUCCAGACCUUCAAAGUAUAAAAUCUAAGGUGUUCUGCCUGGGGCAGAUCCACCUUUUAAGCACCCCUGAAGGCCACGGUGAGAUUCGGUUGCAUCUUGGUUUUAGACUGAGAACUGGGAAAAGACCUCAAGUCUCAAAGCAUCGUGGGAGAAAAAGAGCAGAUACAUGGAAGAGCACUACAUCACCAUCACGAAGGAAAGCUAAAAUCUAUCCUCCAGCUUCCAAGAGUCCAACUACUCCAAGAGAUUUCCAGGCCCGAUCUUCCCAAAAAGUGCACAAUAGAAAAAAGCAACGGGGGGCUGGAGAGAUGGCUCAGUGGUUAAGAGCACUAGCUGCUCUUCCAGAGGUCCUGAGUUCAAUUCCCAGCAACCACAUGGUGGCUCACAACCAUCUGUAACGAGAUCUGGUGCCCUCUUCUGGCCUGCAUGCAUGCAUGCAGACAGAACACUGUAUACAUAAUAAAUAAAUCUUAAAAAAAAAAAAAAAAAAGAAAAAAAAGAAAAAAGCAACGGGGCAGCCAUGGGGUAGUCCGCCAGACAGACGCCAAAGACUCUGAGCACCAUGAAUUCCGUCAGGUUCACUCUGUAUCCGAGAGUGGCUUUGAAAGUAAUCAGGAAGAAAAAUGGUCGAAAUCAAGCCUCAAAAAGACCUUUGACUUAAACUAUCCAUUGAAGGAAACCAUCAAGGGACUUAAAACACAAAACACAAAGCUCUACAAAAAUAGUGAAACCCCGGAAGAGAGUCCUUUUAGAAUGAUGUGUCCAUCAAGAAGCAAGAGUAUUGAAACCAUUCAAACAAGCACUGUUUCUUCGAAGACACAACCUAAGAAAUCCUCUCAGCCCAAGUUCAUCCAGCUGCUUUUCCAGGGCCUAAGGCAGGCAUUCCAAAUAGCACAUAGAAUUGUGGCUUAUACUGGACAGAAGCCUGAGGACAGGACAAGGCCAGACAAUUUGAGGUCAACCAAAUACUUGCACCCUAAACAAAAAGCCAAGGGUUAUUGUUUAGCAGGAGAUAGCAAAGAAGCCAGCACACCAGUUGCCCAGCCAAGGUCAGCAGGUGUGAAGCCUAAGCAAGAGGACAGAUUGCAGGGAACAGGUGACCAAUGUAGACAGACUCAACAGCCAAAACAAGUGAGCUCUCUCCAACCCAGACCUUGGCAAUUGGAGACCAUGGCUUCGGAAAGAGAUGCCACUAUCCAUCUCUUUCAAACUUCCAACAUUUGAGUGUAGUUCAAAAUGUCAACGGCAUUUUGGCAGAGCAAAGAAAAACUAUGGUGAUGAAAUCUCCUAUCUGGAGUCUAAGAACUGUUCUCAUGUAGGAGCCAAAUUUCAGGCCCAAGAGAGAAUGGGACCUGACUCCCAUUUGAAGAGAUCCCUGAAGAGUCACUUUAAAGAGACACACACACCCAAGGAAGAACAACAUGGCUUCUUAGGGAGAAGGCCCUCCAUAAUAAGCCUUUUGAAAGGACUAAGCGCAUCCUUUGGGAGAGAAUUCAUGAAAGUCUCUCUGAGAAGAGAUACCACAGUCCUUCUCAGAGAAGGCAUAGCAGUCCCUCUGACAGAACCCUUAGACAUCUCUCUGAGAGGAGUCAUUGCAGUCCCUCCCCGAGACAGGAUAGUAGUCCCUCUGUGAGAACCCUUCAAAAUAUCUCUGACUGGAUCCAUUACAGUCUCUUUAAGGGGAUAGGUCGCAUUCCUUCAGGGAGGAGCCGACCCAGUCCUGGGAGACGCCCUAGGAGUCCCUCUAGGAGGUCUCUUAGUCCUCAAGAGAGAAGAGGACGAGAGAGAAGAGGACACAGUCCCUCAAAAAGGUGCCAUCUCAGUCCCAUCCGGAGGACACGGUGCAGUCCUUCAGAAAGGAGCCAUGGUAGUCUCUCUGAGAGGACCCCUUUCAGUCCCUCUGGCAGGAAAAGGCAUAAUUCUUCUGGGAGAGUCCACCACCUUCCCUCAGAGUCCAGGCUAUACAGGUCUUCUUCCAGACUCCACCGCAGUCAUUCUGAGAGAACUCACUACAGUCCCUCUGAGAAUAGACACAGUUAUUCUGAGAGGAGCCGGCAAGGUCACAACGAGGGACCCCAUCACAGUACCAAGGAGAGGCUCAGGGGACAGGGCUUUGAGAAUGGGCAAAGACGAAAGACGAAAGCUCCGGUAUUGUCAGCCCGCCUUCACACUGUGGAAAAAUAGGAUGGCACACGUUUCCUAAGAAGCGUCACCCACCUUCCUUCCAUUUGAAGUAGUUGCCCGUGAGAGCUUCCCGUCUAGGCACAAGGGGGAGUCAUCUCUUUGUGGAUGAGGUUCCAAGGUCCCUGGCACUCACUCGUGUGCUUGUGAUUUGCUAGACCCCGAGACCCACAGCCUUUAAGCCACAGAGGAGCACCAGGAUCGUGGGAGCUAAGAAAUUCAAACUGUUUGCCUGGGCCUGUGGACUACAGCCUAUUGGACAUUCCCAUGCAGUCAGACAGGCCAUUUCUGUGUGUGGUCACUGUUGGUGACAGGAGCAUAAAUAAUACCAAGGACAGAUCUCUGUACCUGAAGAUUUCUCAUGCUGAAGCUUCCUGUGGGUUAAAAUCUCAAGAACAAAAUUGUGGAGUCAAAGGGAAUAAUCGUUUUAGGACUCCAGUGAGUUAGAUAUACUCCAAAAGGGUGCAGUAGGUGAGAUGCCCACCAGGAGUACAUAGAGAUACUCAUUUUACUAUAUAAAAGGGCAGUAGGUUAGACACCCACCAGGAGUACAUGGAGAUACUCAUUUUACCAUAUAAAAGGGCAGUAGGAUAGACACCCACCAGGAGUACAUGGAGAUACUCAUUUUACCAUAUAAAAGGGCAGUAGGUUAGACACCCACCAGGAGUACAUGGAGAUACUCAUUUUACCAUAUAAAAGGGCAGUAGGUUAGACACCCACCAGGAGUAUGUGGAUAUAUUCAUUUUAUUCUGUAUUACCAUCACUGGAUGAAAAUCUCUGAAAACUGUUCUACAAAAGGUAUUUUUUAACGGUAUCAUUGAAAUUAAACCUCACCAUUUCCUUAAA
Messenger RNA from Peromyscus eremicus (cactus mouse), 9638 nucleotides. RefSeq lists its product as uncharacterized. Bases 1488 to 4175 code for a protein of 895 amino acids. The transcript is spliced from 3 exons. Lineage: Eukaryota; Metazoa; Chordata; Mammalia; Rodentia; Cricetidae. The record is from RefSeq and is a predicted model, not a curated record.